Molecule: messenger RNA, 1340 nt
Organism: Bubalus bubalis (water buffalo)
Lineage: Eukaryota; Metazoa; Chordata; Mammalia; Artiodactyla; Bovidae
Gene: GMPPB
Product: GDP-mannose pyrophosphorylase B
Exons: 9
Coding region: 9-1091 (360 amino acids)
Biological process (GO): GDP-mannose biosynthetic process; cell wall mannoprotein biosynthetic process
Cellular component (GO): cytoplasm
Molecular function (GO): GTP binding; mannose-1-phosphate guanylyltransferase (GTP) activity
Source: RefSeq, a predicted model, not a curated record
CAGGUGCAAUGAAGGCACUGAUUUUGGUGGGCGGUUAUGGGACGCGUCUGCGGCCGCUGACGCUAAGCAUCCCGAAGCCGCUGGUGGACUUCUGCAAUAAGCCCAUCUUGCUGCAUCAAGUGGAGGCGCUGGCUGCGGCCGGCGUGGACCACGUGAUUCUGGCCGUGAGUUAUAUGUCUCAGGUGUUGGAGAAGGAAAUGAAAGCGCAGGAGCAAAAGCUAGGAAUCCGAAUCUCCAUGUCCCACGAAGAGGAGCCUCUGGGGACAGCUGGGCCCCUGGCCCUGGCCCGAGACUUGCUCUGUGAGACUGCAGACCCUUUUUUCGUCCUCAACAGUGACGUGAUCUGCGAUUUCCCCUUCGAAGCCAUGGUGCAAUUCCACCGGCACCACGGUCAGGAGGGCUCCAUUGUGGUGACCAAAGUGGAGGAACCCUCUAAGUACGGUGUGGUGGUGUGUGAGGCAGACACAGGCCGCAUUCACCGGUUCGUGGAGAAGCCGCAGGUGUUUGUGUCCAACAAGAUCAAUGCAGGCAUGUACAUCCUGAGUCCUUCAGUGCUACGGCGCAUCCAGCUGCAGCCCACAUCCAUUGAGAAGGAGAUCUUCCCUGUCAUGGCCAAGGAAGGGCAGCUCUAUGCCAUGGAGUUGCAGGGCUUCUGGAUGGACAUCGGGCAGCCCAAGGAUUUCCUCACUGGCAUGUGCCUCUUCCUACAGUCACUGCGACAGAAGCAUCCUGAGCAGCUGUGCUCAGGCCCUGGCAUUGUGGGCAACGUGCUGGUGGACCCAAGUGCCCGUAUUGGUGAGAACUGCAGCAUCGGCCCCAAUGUGAGUCUGGGUCCCGGUGUGGUGGUGGAGGAUGGCGUGUGCAUUCGGCGGUGCACCGUGCUGCGAGACGCCCACAUCCGCUCCCACUCCUGGCUGGAGUCUUGUAUCGUGGGCUGGCGCUGCCGCGUGGGCCAGUGGGUGCGCAUGGAGAAUGUGACAGUGCUGGGCGAGGAUGUCAUCGUCAACGACGAGCUCUACCUCAACGGGGCCAGCGUGUUGCCCCACAAGUCUAUUGGUGAGUCGGUGCCGGAGCCUCGCAUCAUCAUGUGAGGGGUGCUGCGGGGCCGGUCGAGCCCAUUUCCCCAGUGACAAGGGGAACACUGGCUUGACGCGUCCAAAGGCCCUGGACUCAUUGCCAUAUGACUGGGGAGGACUGGAUAAGACUGAAGUUGCCAGAUACCUGCCUUCUCCCAUGGACAUAAUCGGGCAAGAUCCUUGUUGGACAUACCCCACAAAGGCCACUCCCUUAAGAACAACUGGGCCGGGACUGUAUGGAAUAAUAAUUUAAUGCUCACCGCG